UAUCGUAACCUCCUGUAACCAAUGCGCCCGGACGCUCGGGUGAUUCACUGGAGCGACCUAUGCGCGACUUUCUGAUGCAACGUCCGAGUCGAGGAAUCCUCCGGUGCACGUUGGGGUGACAAGGCUGCAGUGUGUUGCAGACGAUGUCCUUGGAGGUGACCGGGCCGACCGCAGGGAUGGUACUAGCAGAGCUCUAUGUCUCGGAUCGAGAGGGAAAUGAUGCUACCGGUGAUGGAACCAAGGAGAAACCUUUUAAAACCGGUCUAAAGGCUUUGAUGACGGUAGGAAAAGAACCGUUUCCCACCAUUUACAUAGAUUCACAAAAAGAAAAUGAGAGGUGGGAUGUUAUUUCUAAAUCACAGAUGAAGAACAUUAAAAAAAUGUGGCAUAGGGAACAAAUGAAGAACGAAUCCCGGGAAAAGAAAGAGGCAGAAGACAAUUUGCGAAGAGAAAAGAACCUGGAAGAAGCAAAGAAGGUUACCAUUAAAAACGACCCAAGCCUCCCGGAGCCACAAUGUGUGAAGAUUCAUGCCCUAGAAGGAUACAGAGGCCAAAGAGUCAAGGUGUUUGGCUGGGUCCACAGGCUGCGUAGACAAGGAAAGAACUUAAUGUUUCUGGUGUUGCGGGACGGCACGGGUUAUCUUCAGUGUGUCUUGUCGGAUGACUUGUGUCAGUGUUACAAUGGAGUAGUCUUGGCCACCGAGAGCAGUGUUGCGGUCUAUGGAAUGCUAAAUCUGACCCCAAAGGGCAAGCAGGCUCCCGGCGGCCACGAGCUGAGCUGUGACUUCUGGGAACUGAUCGGGCUGGCCCCUGCUGGAGGAGCUGAUAACCUGAUCAACGAGGAGUCGGAUGUUGACGUCCAGCUCAACAACCGGCACAUGAUGAUCCGGGGAGAAAACAUGUCCAAGAUCCUGAAAGCACGUUCCAUGGUCACUAGGUGCUUUCGAGAUCACUUCUUUGACAGGGGGUACUACGAAGUCACUCCUCCAACGCUAGUGCAAACACAGGUGGAGGGCGGUGCCACGCUCUUCAAGCUGGACUAUUUCGGGGAAGAGGCGUUUUUGACUCAGUCCUCUCAGUUGUACCUGGAGACCUGCAUCCCAGCCCUGGGAGACGUCUUUUGUGUUGCACAGUCAUACCGCGCAGAACAGUCCAGAACACGAAGGCACCUGGCUGAAUACACGCAUGUGGAAGCAGAGUGCCCUUUCCUGACCUUUGAGGAGCUCCUGAACCGACUGGAGGACUUGGUUUGUGACGUGGUGGACAGAGUCUUGAAAUCACCCGUGGCGAGCAUAGUGCGUGACCUCAACCCGAACUUCAAGCCCCCCAAACGGCCUUUUAAGCGGAUGAACUAUUCGGAUGCUAUUGUGUGGUUGAAAGAACACAAUGUAAAGAAAGAAGAUGGCACUUUCUAUGAAUUUGGAGAGGACAUCCCGGAAGCUCCUGAGAGACUGAUGACGGACACCAUCAACGAGCCCAUCUUGCUGUGCCGGUUUCCCGUGGAGAUCAAGUCCUUCUACAUGCAGCGGUGUCCCGAGGAUCCCCGCCUCACGGAGUCGGUCAUUAAAUUUUUAGCCGCAAUAAGUGAAUUCCUUUCACAGCAGAAAAUAUUUAAUAUUUUAGACAAAAUUUUAAACAUCUGCUCUUCUGUCUUUCUUUUUAAACAGAGAAAAUACGGCACAUGUCCCCAUGGCGGAUACGGCUUGGGCUUGGAGCGAUUCUUGACCUGGAUUCUGAAUAGGUAUCACAUCCGAGACGUAUGCUUAUACCCACGAUUUGUCCAGCGCUGCAAGCCAUAACGGAUUCGUCCAGAAGCAUUAAGGAAAGAAUACAGUUUAUGAAAGGAACAGACUGCCUCUUUCAAAAAAGAAAAGGCAAAAUCUUCCCUUUUUUAUUAAUUUGUGUUUAUCCAUUUUUUUCUCUACCACAAAGAGGAAUCCAAAUCAUUUGAAAGUAACAUUAGUAUUGUCCUUUUUUUUUUUUUUUUUUUUUUUUUUGGUAUGGUCAUUUUAAAAAACAAUAUCCGUCAGAAAGUUUGGGGGAAAUGUGUGGCAUGUAACACUACAGUUAUAAAUCCAUUUCAGCAUUUUAUCUAAUUAUAGGUUAUAAUUCUUGCAUCAUGUAUACCACAUAUAUAAUUAAACAGUUUUUAAUUAUGGUCUAAGACAUUCCGGUAACUUAAUCUUUCCGUCCUGUUAAAUGUAACUGGAAUUCCUUAAUUUAUAUCAUUUUAUUGUAUCAGUGAGUGAGAACAAACAUCUUGGGGGAAAAUCGGCAGUGUGGUGUAAAAAUCUAGUAUUAGAUCAGUGUGAUUCAGUACUAGAUGCUGAAAUCAAACAAACACAGUUUAGCCUUGGUUAUUAAUCUCUUCUGAUGGCAUAGAGCCGCUUAUAAUUCUAAAGCAUACGAACUGAUGUGGAAGAAUUUGUAAAAAUGGAAUUGCCCUAAACAAUUUGAAGUUAAAGCCAAAACAUUUUUUUGGUUCCUAGCAUUAGGUGAAGCCAAAGAGGCAGUGAUCUUCCCUCUUUCCUGGUAAUUUCUAAGUCAUUAAGAAUAAAUAAAUUCCAAAAGAAUUUGCAGCCGGAAUCUUAAUGACAAUUGUACGUGGCUGUCUGAGCCUUCUCGCACUGUCUUUAGAUCUGAUCUGUGCUACCUUAUUAACUCGAGCAGGCUUGUUGAAUGCCUUCAUUUCAGAUAUGGUUAAUUUCUCUCCCAAAAUGCAUGUCCUGUAUUCUCAAUAGGCUGUAUUCCCAGCGAUCAAUAAAUGAACACAUAAAAACUC
This is a messenger RNA of Suricata suricatta (meerkat), 2782 nucleotides long. RefSeq names its product asparaginyl-tRNA synthetase (gene NARS1). The coding region runs from base 144 to 1799 and encodes 551 amino acids. NCBI's taxonomy places the organism in Eukaryota, Metazoa, Chordata, Mammalia, Carnivora, Herpestidae. The record is from RefSeq and is a predicted model, not a curated record. Gene Ontology annotation, cellular component: cytoplasm. Gene Ontology annotation, biological process: asparaginyl-tRNA aminoacylation. The transcript is spliced from 14 exons. Gene Ontology annotation, molecular function: ATP binding; nucleic acid binding; asparagine-tRNA ligase activity.